AUUAAAUUAAGAAAAAAACAUAAUAGAAACAACAUUUUCAUUAUUAAUGGGACAAUAUUUGUAUUUUAAGUCGUUAUAAUGUCAAUAUAUUUAUUUCUAUAUGUUGAUCAUUAACUUAUAUUUCCUUGUUGAAAUGUGAUUCCCUUAUGUCCGGGUUUAGAGUAUCACUAAAUACAAUUUCAGGAUGCCUUUUAUUGUCAUUUUGACAGUAUGGGUGUUGACAGUUGGUGCUGUUAUAUCAGAAUCUACAGAUCUACAUUGUGAUGGGGAUAGGAUUGUAGAGCUACAGGAAGACCAUGGGCUUAUCAGUUCAACACAAGCUAACCUCACCAACACCCAUCUCUGCCAGCUGUGGAGAAUACAGGCACCAUAUGGAAGCAGUAUUACUAUAAGGAUUCAACACUUCUUUGGGAAGAGCGCCUGCGAGUCUGGCUACAACCUUUACCUAGGACCAAUGCCAGAGUACUUUGUGUGUAACCAGUCUGCAGGGUUUGACCACACUAGCACUCCAAUCUUGUACCAGUCUAUCCGUGAUCAUGUCUGGGUCCGGUAUACAAGGGACAACAAGACUGACCAUAUUGCUCCAUCCUUUAACUUGGAAUUUGUCACAAGUGAGAGUGAGAAGUGUCAGUACCGAUGUUCAGACGGUGCAUGCUACAUGGAGGCCUGGAGGUGUAACUACAUCGCAGAGUGCAGGGACAUGGAAGAUGAGCUCAAUUGUGACCUGCCUUAUUCCACAGCCACAGAGAAGCCUGUUGGUGGGCUUUUCAAUGUUAUUAGUCCACAGACCCUGCCUCCCCAGCAUGGCUACCAGGUGUGUGUGAAGUGUUUUAUCUUAAAGAUCCAACGUUACACAUGCGUCCCCACGGCCAUGUUGUGUGAUGGAAAUAUUGACUGCAUCAACGAGGCCGAUGAACACAACAACUGUGAUCACCAGUGUGGUUAUGGGGAGAUCUACUGUUACCAACCAGGACUACGAAAAUACAGCUGUCUUCACAACACACUAAAAUGUGAUGGGCACGCAGACUGUAAACACCAGGAGGAUGAAGACCCUAGUAUCUGCUCAUCAAGCUUGUGUAACCGUCGUCUAGAGGAAAGAAUCGGCUGGUUUUCCUCCCCUCACUUUCCAGAUCGAUAUCUGCCCAACUCCAACUGCUCAUGGGUCAUCCACCAGCUGGGAGCUCCAAUGAGCUCUAAAAUCCAGUUGCGAAAAGUGAUGUUUGACCUUGACAUGUCUGACCACACAUCAGUGACUAUCUACGAUGGGCCGGACUUUACCUACGAUGAGAUAGGAACGUUCACAAGCCAGGUUCCCCCACCCGCUGUCAUCGUUAGCACAUCCUCAUGGCUUAACAUUGUGUUCAAAUCUGGAAACCUUCCAUUACUCGCCAAAGGAUUUAAUUUCACCUAUCAGAUGAAAGGGACAUGCCUGCCAACCCAGCACGAAUGUUUCGGGGAAAGUGAGUGUUACGACCAGGCCCACCAACAUUGUAAUGGCGUGUGGGACUGUCCUCUCAAGGGUUCUGAUGAACUGGACUGUGACACAUGCAAACCUGAUUAUUAUUUCUGUGGAAUCAUCAGUCAGUGCUACCACCCCUCUGAAAGAUGUAACGGAAUAGCCAAGUGCCAAAACUAUGCGGAUGAAAACAACUGUUCUCCAACCCAGUGUGGUAGUCAGAAUGGCACGUUCCUGUGCCGGAAUGGUCGAUGUAUCUACCAGAACUGGACAUGUGAUCACCAUGAUGACUGCGGAGAUGGCAGCGAUGAAGAGGAGUGUCCGCGUGUGGUAACAACCAAGCGGGUGAUAAUUGCAGCCAUCUGUGGGUCCAUGAUCUGUGCACUGUUACUAGUGAUCCUAGUGGGCUGUUCCUGCAAGCUGUACUCUCUCCGAGCCAUUGACAUCUCCCCCCAUCACAGGAUAGAAAAUCCCAUGGGACGACUAUACGCCGAGCUUGUGAGACGACGUGCCCCACCUCCCUACCAUGAGGCAAUGUUGACCUCAAGGAAUUUUGACGAGGUGCAACAAGAAUAUUUAGAUCAGCUGAGAAAUUCUAGUAGAAGAUCCAGACGAAGUGGUAGAGGAAAUAGAAGAAGGUCUAGGAACCAGCCAACUAGAGAUAAUCCAGAUGCUGGCUUAGUGGACCAAAAUGAUGCAGAUAGCAAUAACAAUGGGGAUAGAAAUGGCAACCAUAUUAUUCAUGAAAAUGGCCCACAGCUGAUUGUGAUUGAUGAGGAAAAUCUGAAUGAGAAUAAUAUAGAUGUUACAGACUCUUCGUCUACAACUCACUUACUGCCCUCUGAAAGUGAAUCUGACUCAUCUGACACUGAAAAUGACCUUGAUGUUGAUAACGGUAUUCAAGGUCAAGGUUACUCUGCUGAAGGGCAUGAAAUGGUGGAAAUGAAUGACACAAAUGCUGCUGUUGAUGAUGACGAUGAGAAUAUUUUAGUGAGUGAGAGGUUAUCAGCACAGUGGGAGAGAGUGAGUGAGAGUGAGGAAGAAUCAGAUGAUGUUUGUAUACUUGGAGAUCCUUUACAUAGAAAUGAACUUGACAGGGGUCUAAGGCACCAAAGUCACUGUGAUAAUGCCAGUUUAGACACUGAUGCUAGUGCUUCCAUAACGAGUGGGGAAAACCAAGAUGGCUCACCGACAGACCUGAUGGUGAAAGACAGCAGUGAUGAUGAUGACGAUGAUUCCUCGGACUCUGAUAAUGAUGACCAUGACAAUUCCAGGAAUUCGACUCCUAAACCAGACACUCGUCACACAAAUCCCCUUAUAUCUGUCCCUUCUGGAUCAAUGCUGAUGAGGAAUAUCUCACGCAACUCCUUGGAUUCCAUUGGUUCCGAGACAUUCAGUGAAAAUGAUGUCCCUAUGCAGCCAAUGGACCAAACUUCUCACUCUUAGAAUCACUGUUUUCUGUUUACUGGUUAGGGAC
Molecule: messenger RNA, 2933 nt
Organism: Mya arenaria
Lineage: Eukaryota; Metazoa; Mollusca; Bivalvia; Myida; Myidae
Product: low-density lipoprotein receptor-related protein 12-like
Exons: 13
Coding region: 185-2902 (905 amino acids)
Cellular component (GO): plasma membrane
Molecular function (GO): protein binding
Source: RefSeq, a predicted model, not a curated record